Messenger RNA from Anoplophora glabripennis (Asian longhorned beetle), 2413 nucleotides. RefSeq names its product metabotropic glutamate receptor-like. NCBI's taxonomy places the organism in Eukaryota, Metazoa, Arthropoda, Insecta, Coleoptera, Cerambycidae. The record is from RefSeq and is a predicted model, not a curated record. Gene Ontology annotation, biological process: G protein-coupled glutamate receptor signaling pathway; regulation of synaptic transmission, glutamatergic. The transcript is spliced from 5 exons. Gene Ontology annotation, cellular component: membrane. The annotation marks the transcript as partial. Gene Ontology annotation, molecular function: group II metabotropic glutamate receptor activity.
GGGGAUACAUGCUGUUGGAUAUGCGACAAAUGCGAGGAACACGAGUACGUCUACGAUGAAUCCACAUGUAAAGAUUGCGGGCCAGGAUUUUGGCCUUAUAAAGACAAACUGUCCUGCUAUGCACUGGAGCUGCAGUACAUGCGCUGGAACACGCCAUACGCUUUGGUCCCGGCAGCAUUCUCUUGCCUGGGCAUCCUAGUAACCUUCGCCGUCAUAAUCCUAUUCAUAAAGCAUAACGACACGCCGCUAGUUCGAGCCUCAGGACGAGAACUGAGUUAUAUGUUACUCUUCGGGAUUUUCCUAUGCUAUUUAAAUACUUUCGCGCUCCUAGCAAAGCCAACUACCGAAAUCUGUAUCACCCAGCGGUUCGGAGUAGGCGUCGGAUUCUCGAUAAUAUACGGGGCACUUCUCACCAAGACCAACAGGAUCUCCAGAAUAUUCGAUUCCGCAUCUAAGUCAGCACAGAGGCCCAAUUACAUCAGCCCUAAGUCCCAGGUGAUAAUAACUUGUACGCUUAUUGCCGUGCAAAUUAUUCUUACCUUGGUAUGGAUGGCUGUUGAGCCACCGGGCACAAGAUUUCACUACCCCACCAGGAAUCAGAUUAUACUAAAAUGCAAAAUCCAGGAUAUGUCCUUUUUAUUCAGCCAGCUCUACAAUAUGGUCCUAAUCACAACCUGCACUGUUUACGCUGUCAAGACCCGCAAAAUCCCUGAGAACUUUAACGAAUCUAAAUUCAUCGGUUUCACUAUGUACACCACAUGCAUCAUAUGGCUGGCAUUCAUCCCAAUCUACUUUGGCACUGGCAAGGCGUAUGAGACCCAAAUCACCACCCUGUGCGUUGCGACUAGCAUGAACGCUACUGUUGCUCUGGUUUGUCUCUACUCGCCCAAAGUCUACAUCAUCGUACUCCACCCCGACAAGAACGUGAGGAAACUUACAAUGAAUAGUGCUGCUUACAACAAAUACAACAAUUCCGGUUCUGGUCCCACUACUUCAUUCGCCGCCCCUUCUACCACUCAAAAAGCCAACUCUGACGGAACCGAAACAAUUUUGAUGCAACGCAUGGGACCAAACACUCCCUCAAUAAACUCAUGCACAGGCACCACUGGUGACCCGCUGGACAGCAUAGCUCUACUAUAAACUGCUGAUGAUACCACCAAUAUAAAACACUGUUCCCGGACUGAUACCUUUGACCGAUUUUAACGAAACAUUGCAAUAUAUCAUUCAUUGCACCACCUAACUUUUUUUUGUGUAGCAGUCUUCUAGGCAGUCACUGAAUUUACUAUUCAAUGACGCUGAACUGGAAGGCUUGCUACAACAAAGGACAUUUUAACGAACCCUACUAUGAAUUGAAAUCUCUCAAACGGCAGGCAAAAUAUGAAAUAAAUUUCGAAAUUUGUCAAUAAAUUUGUCAAUUAUGAAGCGUACUCUUCUUUUUCAAUAAAUCUAAACAAUGGGAAAUUUUUACAACUACAAAUGCCUGCGAGUAAAUGAACAGCAGUGUUGGAAGGGUUUCAAACUCUUCACAAUCGCUUUGUUCAAGCUUCGUAUUUUAAAAUUAUAUUUGUUUGAUAUUAGUUAAUUUAUUUUUUAAGACAAUCUGUAAGUAUUAUUAAGUAGAGUUUUUCUUUAGCGACAUAUUCUCUGAACAUAUUAAAUAUUUUAUUAAUAUAAAAAAUGACUGACGGGAGAAUAUGUUUAGUUAUUGUGAUAUUUUGUUAUACAUUAUAUAGUUUAAAUUAGCAAAAAAAAUGUCUUUAAGAGACAAAGAUUGCUAUGUAACUGUACUUUAAAUCAUUAAGAGAGUGCGAAUAAAAAUAGGCCUAACUGUGUAGCUCAAAGAUGAUACUUUAAUGGUUUAGGUAUGUUACAUAACAAGUCAAGAGUAGGUAUAUAUUUAUUUAUAAGAUGUUAGUACCAUUCCAUGGUGAUUUCAAUCUGCAACAUGUAGCGGAAGGUCACAUAUACUCAUUCACUGUUAUUUACUUCUUAAGGUACUUUUUAGUUCAUAAAGUUUUCUUGCUUUAACGAUAUUUGAUCUUUCUCUACAUCGAUAAGUGUCCCAGCUAACAUUUAUUGAAUGUUUUAGAUUAGUGCCUAUAGAUUUUUCAAAACUACAAAAUUUAGAUCUUAAUCGAUCUCUAACUGUUCUGUUAUCUGUAACUCUACCCUGGGACGUAUAUACUUACUAGAUAUUAGAAUAAAUACUAGUUUAAUGUUAGAGAAAGGGUUGUCCCUCUAAAAUGCCCAGCAACUGACGAAUAGGCCUAACAGAGUUUUCUGUAACGGCGCUGUUAACCUCAAGUUUGGAGUUGAAUAUUUCUUCUAUGUUUUCAACCAAAAUUACGUUAAUUUAAAACCUCGUGUUCUCGCUAGUUACGCACAAGACAAAUUAAGUCGGGAAAUACGUUUU